GGGAACGCCUCCACGUUUCCCGUUGAAAACAGAGGUCCCUUUUGUCAUAAAGGAUGGUGGAGGGGGAAAUAAACUACAUGUCCCAGCAUUCCAUUGCGAAGCCUCCUGCCCGGGAUCAAAGAUCAGCGCGGCUUAGAAAGGAACUAAGGGCAGAGCCCGGUGGCUGUGUGGUUGCAACGCUUGUUUCCAGUGGAAGGACUGGUGGGGAGACAGUGGAUCGACUCAGGGCGUUUCAAUCUCUAUACAAAACGACAACGGCAGAAAACAGACGGCGCAGAAUAGGAAUGGGCGUCUGAAACGCCUCCUUGAACUUGUUGCAAAGAAAACGGGAGUUUCUCUUUCGCUUUUAUUUCCUGAUCAGCCAGAGAACCAUUGUUUAGAAGGAGCUGGAUCUAUCUAUAUAGAUAGAUAUUCCAAGACCACAGGGGGAUGGUAUGGAACUGUUUUCAACCUGCCCAGCCAGUCAGGAUUGACAAAAUCCCUGGAGUGAAACCAAAUAAAUUUUAAAAAAAUCAAAACUCAGGAGAAGAUGGCGGAAGAGUUCACACCCACUGCUCAAGAAGGUUACCCUGAAGACCAGGAGCUGAUGUCACAGAAGGUGAUGACUUUCCAGGCCUCAGAUAGUGACACAAAUAAUGCCCCCCCAAAUAAAACUCAAGAAACUAGUCCAGCAGACACAGCUAAAGAUAUAGAGACGUUGGGUCCUCUCUACCAUGAAUCAAAUAGUUUGACUGAGAAUUACUCUAGUGUAGAUGAAGAAGAUUCUGCGAGGGAAAAGCUCUUCAGUUCUGAAACAGUUUUGGUAGAGAGAGAAGCUGGUGACCAGCUACAAUGCAACAUGGAACCUCAGACUCAUCCAGAGAACUUAUCUGAUACUUCUGUAGACGAAGAUACAGUAGAUUCUUUAGAUGAUAACAAUGAAAGAACUGGAGAUUCAACCCAGGCUGUUCUGCAGAACUCUCUGGCAGAAGAAACGAAUAUCUUACAUAAAACUAUCCUUGAAAAAGAAGCAGAUCAGCACAGCCAGAAUACCUCUGAGCAUCCUGAUUCUGAAGAAACGCAAGAGGACAUGUUGGAAGAAGAAAUGGAGAAAUUAAUUCAAAGUUUGGAAGGCACAGAGAACAAGAGAUUCUUAUCUGAAGGGCACCCUGUGUGCAGAACAGAGACUGAACUCUCUCCAGAAGAUACCAGCCAGUGCCUUUCACAAGAAGUAAGGAAGCAGAGCCGAGUGCAAGAAUGCAUGAAGAAUUAUCAUCGGUCUUUUCUAAGCAACGUAGGCAUUUUACUGGGAGCUGGUUUGGCUUUGGUUGCGGUUUUCAUAGCCUGCAGCGGAUACUACACUUCCGAGCCCAAAAACAUGCCAAAAAACCCAGCUGUGGAGGCCUUCUUGCAAAGAUUUGAUCCCCUAAAGGACAGCUUCCCAGGUCAAAACCCUCACCUGUGGGGACGGGUGCGGAAAGUCCUUCAGAAGCACCUCAAUACUUCCUACCACACCGAACCAGCCAUCUUAAUCCUCACUGCUGCCCAAGAAGGCAAAUCGACCUUGAAGUGCCUGAGUGUCCAGAUUGCCGACGCUUAUUCCUCAUCUCUCCAGGGAAGCACAGUGCAAGUAGAUGGCGCUUCUAAGUCCACUCUGAGCAGCGAUGAGGCCAAGCUGGCUGUUGAUACGGAACUGAGCAAUGGUUUUCAUGGAGAUGCGAAAGCAGCAGUGGUCCAUCGGUUUGAAUCCCUGCCCGCUGGCUCCACCUUGAUUUUUUACAAGUACUGUGACCACGAGAGUGCGGCUUUCAAAGACGUGUUGCUGAUUUUAACUGUUCUUCUGGAGAUCGACAAAUUAGAAGCUAAAGGCAGCCUGCAGGAUGUCGAAGAGAAAGUGCGGGACUUCCUCUGGGCCAAGUUCACCAACGCGGACACUCCCAGCUCCUACAAUCACAUGGACACAGAUAAAUUGAGUGGGCUGUGGAGUCGCAUAUCCCACCUCGUCUUGCCAGUCUUUCCCGUACAAAUGGUAGAUGAUGCUGGCUGCUCUUUGCAAACCAGACCACAAGGUGAAUGAGGUGGGGCUUUAAGAGAAAGCCUAAAAGCUCUCAGGUAUUUCCACCAACCAGGAAGCCUUUUUAAAAAGAGGCUAUAAGCCAGUCAUCAGCACUAAUGUGGUGAGCUUAUAUUAGAUCCGUUAUGCAUAAACGAGGUGUCUGUUUUGGAUCCUUCUUAGCAUUAGAGAAGAAACCGUAACCGGAUUUAUUUUGUAACUGCUUAGGCAUGUGUGUCACAAUCAGAGGACCUUUAAAAUUUACAUAGAGAAAAGCAGGCAAUAUUUUUGCACAAUGUAUAUCUGGAAUGUUUUUGCUGCUGAAGGAAAAUGGAAAGAGUAUGAAGACAGAAAACACUCUUGGCAGAAUUUGCCCUCCUUAAAUGUCAGUUUCCAAGGGGCACUGUCUCCUAGUUUACAUUCACUCCAGCCUUACGGAUGCCUUGUCCGUCAAAAAGUAAGAACUUGCACAGCUGUGGCAAGCCGUGGCACUUUAGAGGCUGUCUGCACUGUAGAACAAAGCAUGGUACAGGGUGUUUAAAGCAUGUUUAACAUAGUACAGAAGAAACCUUCGUGGCAGCUCCAUUGUUUCUAGCUGCUCUGUUGCCAACUAAGGGAGCUGGUGUAGACUAAGCACAAGGUAUGCAGGGCGUGUGGAAAUGGGAAGCACCAAGUUACCUCCUAAGGUUCAUGCAUAUGGACUCCUAGCAAGUUGCAGGACCCUCUUUUUCCUCGCUGUGAAGCAGGAAAUGGAUUUAUGCUGCGCUUGCUGAGUGAGCCAAGCGAAUUGUGGAAGGAUGAUAGUUUGGAAGAUGAUCCCACCUGCACAAAUAAGACAUGCAGUGAUGACAACAAGGGCGCCGGCCCUCAAUGGGUGCACAUCAGGUGUGGCUCAUCAGGGAGGUUCCACAGUCUCCAGAUACACCAAAUACCAACAUGCUCCAGGCAAAGCUUGAGCACGUGAGACUGGGUAGAAUCUUAAUGGAAGAGUAUGUUGUUAAAUGAGAAGCAAAGCCCGUCUGAAUGUGGCAGGCAAAUGCAGAAAGCUGGAAAGGGGAGAUGGUUAGGGCUGAGUACAAACAAUUGUGCUCGGUAAACUUUUGAGUUUUUAAAACCUAGAAAAUUUUAGUUAAGCCAAGUAAAGUCGAUACCCGUUAGCUUUACUCAGCUUUUACCAUUUUGGGUUUUUUUUUUUUAAACUUGAAAAUUUUCAGUUCUCUCCACUGCUGGUUCUCAAGUCCAUAUGUGGGAAGUGGGGAGAAUUUCUCCCCACUGGGAGGGGUGUGGGGUUUGCUUGCAGAGAGUGGAAAGCUCUGCUCUCUUCAAGGAGCCUCCCCCCCCCCCCCGCCCCCAAAUCCCAACUCUGUGAUUGAGGGGGUGUUGCUUGCAAAAGCAGAGAGCUUUAUUAUCUGCAAGCAAAAGCCAAAAAGGCCAAAAUUAUUAGGCUUUUUCAGAACUAGGCUAGUUUGGGGCUGCCAAAUGGACUGGGGUUUUUUUUCAGUAAAACGAAAGCCUGUAAACUUGAUAAGGGUACAGAGGGAUUGUAAAUAUAACGGAACUGUGUUAUUGUCUAAAGGUAAUCUCUCAGGACAAAUCUGCCCCAAUUUAGGCAGUGACAGACUUCCUGUAAAAAGAGAUGCUUUUCAGGGAAAAAAGCGCUGGAAAAUCAUGGCAUUUCCAGGAGCCAAGGAAAGAGGCCACACACAAGUGAGGUUGUAUUCACAGAUCCAGAACACAAACACAAUAAAUCGCUGGAAGAACAAUGUCCUUUAACAAUGAUUAUUUUGAGGGCUUGCAUGACAGAAUCUGCAGCAUGCUAGCAUAUAGUGUAGUUUGGACUCAACAAUUUGCACCCAUUACUUGGCAUUUCAAGAAUUCCAGAGCAUUUCCCAUGGAACCCCUGCUUAUUGCUGUCCCCUCACAUGGGGCCUAGCCAUGCCUCUGAGUCCUUGCUGUUGCCUCACAGAAAUGGACAAUGCAGCUCCAGACAAUGUGGUGUGGUGGCUAAGAGUGUCAGACUAAGAUCUGGGAGAACCAGGGUUGAAUCUCAACUUUGCCAUUGAAGCUCAUUGGGUGAUCUUGGGCGAGUGACUCUCACCCUAACCUACUUUACAGGCUUGUUGUGAGGAUAAAAUUGGGGGGGGGGGGGGGCGACGACGACGUAAGUAAAUUUGGAUCCCCUUUGGGGAGAAAGGGUGUAUAAAUGAAAUAAAUAAAUAAAACAUACCCAAUCCUCCCCAGGAACUACAUGUGGGCAAAAUGUCUUUGAAGGAAAGCCGAACACCAUUAAUAAUCUGGUCACAGCAGCACACGUGGAAAGCUUCCAAAGAAUCCUAGGGUUCUCUGUGGAAAGCCACUGUUUUGAGCAAAAGAGAGGAAGAAGACUAGGAAGAUUUUUCCCUGUGGGGACAAUGAGAAUCUCCCACAGUAAAUGGAAGCAUUCAGAUGACAUGUCCAAUUAAGGCAUGAUUCAAGUGGCUCAAUCUCCACCCUCCCCCAGACCUCAUUUUCUCCAGUUCAAAGGGGAAACUGUAUGGGGGCAACUAUGGGGGGGUGGCCAUGUUCAUCUGGAUGCACUGUCCGGUCUACUGUAGAGAGGGAGGGAAAGAUCAGGUCUGUUUUCAGCAUGUUGUGGAGAAGCUCACUGCCACACACCAUUUCUUUCUCUUGCCUUUUGAGUUCUUUAAAAGGCUUUUAUUUUCCAUAUUCAGCUAGGCUGUAGCAUUGCUGUAUGGCUCAGCAGGAGAAAGGAGAGGGGCAUUGUGGGUCCCAGGCACAGCCACUGAAAUGCCAUUGCUUCUGUGCAUGUGUACCAAGGGGGGAAAGUGGAGGGUGGGGAGGAGCUGGCAGAACAUCCUGCAAGGAGGAAGCAUGUAGACACUCAGCCUCUUCCUCCCCACUUGCAGCUGUUGCCAUGGUGAGUGGGUGUUUUCACCUCCCCAAGGAGAUGCAGGGCAGGUAGAAGCAGAAUUGACAGCCUGUGAUUAAAACAAAUGAGGGUCAAAAAAAUGUAUAUGUAAAGACAUAGGAACUGAGUUUUACAGUCUCUCAAUUUCAAGUAUGGCUAUGAGAAAACUUUUAAAAGUUAUUAAGAAGCCUGUUCAAAAAGAAACAGAAGUUAAAAAAGCAUAUUCAGAUAAAUGAAGUUGUACGAUAUCUCAGAAAGAACAGAAGGGUUCACUUAGUACUACCAAAAGAAAGUAUCACAGUCAAACCAUUAAAUAUAUAAAGGAUUUUGUAAGAGCUCUCCAAAGAAUAUACAGGACUAUUUGAGGCUCCUUAGCAAGUGAAGGAUGGCUGAAGUUAACUUAUUCUGUGCCAAAUGAAUAUGUCUUCUGACUACUGCUGUUAGUAAAUGUAAGAGGAAGUGUACAAUACUGAGAUGUUGGGAAGAGUUUAAGCUAACUCAACCUGGUAAAAACAGAUUUUUAUUAUUCCAUUACACUGUUCAACCAAAUAACUUUUCCCUGUUCAGAACUUUACCCUAGUCACAGACACCAGGAAAAAGAUAUUUGUUAAUUUGAGGUGCUACGGUAACUGUUUACCUUGAGAGUGUUGUUGUAGUGCCUACGAAUAAACCCCAACAGAAGGCUGUAUGUUUAACAAUGCCCACUGUAUACUACCACAUUUGCUCCAAGCACACACAUAAACAAUUACGUCUUACAGUGUAUGUUUGUACCCCCAUAUGCAUGUUUGGUAACUAAUGAGGUAUGUUAUUUAUAAAAUGAUAAGAGCAACAGUUCUAUGGAAAACAAAUUCCAACAAUUUUAGCCGAGCCAUUAGCGAAAUUUAGCUGGUGUAAUUUUGUACUCCAAUGCUUUAGCAUGGUCUGGCGGGCGGUUACUCCAGUGGAAGAUUCAGGCUUUUUCUGUGAUAAAGUGAUAAACUGCAAUUAAUUUACCUCAACCUGGUAAAAACAGUUUUUUAUUAUUCCACUUCACUGUUCAACCAAAUAAUUUUUCCCUGUUCAGAGGUUUAACCUGGUUUAACCCUAGUCACAGACACCAGGAAAAAGAUAUUUGUUAAUUUUGGGUGGUAACUGGUUAUGUUUGGGAAUAUUAUAGAUUGUCCACGUCAAGGUUCUAAAUCGAAAUUCAAAAACAUAUUUGAGUUUUUGCAAGGAAAAUGCCCCAAGGAGUGGAGUUACCCCUGAUGUCCAAGUCAUUAUCAGUACAACACUGAUGGUUAAAACAGAUCAACAUUCUGGAAGGCAGGUUAAUACAAUGCUGGAAGGCAGGUUAAUAUUAUACUCAGUAAAAAUGUCUUCCAGUUAUCUUUACAAUUUAUAGAUAAUAUAAAUUUGAUUAGAUACUCUGGCUUUAUCACAAUUUUUAGAAGCACUGUUUGUAUUAAAAUUGUUCAUUUUGAAAUAUUUUUUAAACCUGAACCUUAAAAAAAAACUUAAACCCAAAGGAGGCUGCUUUGCUUUGCAGAAACAGAUACCAACAUUAUUACUGAAUUUGCCACUGCUGGGCUCAUGUGCCUUGAACACAUUUCUGUGCCUCAGUUUCCCCGUUUGCAAACUGGGUCUGGAUUAUCAUGCUACAACUCAGUAGCCAGUAAUUUGUCUGCCAGUAAUUUCUGAGAACAUAUUUCUGUAGCACUCGCAAAUUGCAAACAUUACGAUUUUUAAAAAUCUUGUUUCAUAAUUUCAAAAUAAAGUGUGCGGUCUUUGGUU
This is a messenger RNA of Sphaerodactylus townsendi, 6710 nucleotides long. RefSeq names its product torsin-1A-interacting protein 2-like. Gene Ontology annotation, biological process: membrane organization. The coding region runs from base 530 to 2056 and encodes 508 amino acids. Gene Ontology annotation, cellular component: membrane. NCBI's taxonomy places the organism in Eukaryota, Metazoa, Chordata, Lepidosauria, Squamata, Sphaerodactylidae. Gene Ontology annotation, molecular function: ATPase activator activity. The transcript is spliced from 5 exons. The record is from RefSeq and is a predicted model, not a curated record.